AAGAAGAGAAGGUUGAAAAAGAAAGAGGAUUUUCUCUUCUCUGUCUUUUUCUUUUCCUUCUUCUUCUCAAUGUUAAAAACUCUGUUUGGGUUAAUCAUCUGUUUUCUCUUCGUUAGCAGUUUAUAAAUUUCUUUAAUUGUGACAAUUAUCUUUUCUAACAAUUAGUUGAUUGUCCAGUUGAUUAGAAGCUUAAAUCUAAUUGAAAAUGUCUAAAUUAUCAACUGUUCUCAUCGGAGGUGGAACUGGAUUAGUUGGAACUCAUUUAGCUGAUGCAUUUCGUAAUUGUGCCUCUAAAGUGAUUGUCAUCUCUCGAAUGCCGGGUGACAAUCGACUAUCAUGGAAUGAUAUUCAACAAAAAGGAUUUCCUCAUGAAACCGAUGUAGUGGUCAAUGUCGCUGGACAAAAUGUUCUUGAUCCAAUGAGACGUUGGACUCCAGGGUUUAGACAGAAUGUUGUUUCGAGUCGAGUUCAGACUACCCGAAUUCUAGCUGAGGCCAUUGAUAAAUCGGCGAAACCACCAAAAGUUUUCAUCACAAUUUCUGGUGUUGGUUUUUAUCCUCCUAGUCAAUCAAUUGAAUAUAAUGAGGAUAGUAAACCAAAAUCAGCUGAUUUUUUCUCUAAAUUGUGUAUCGAUUGGGAAAAUGCUGGUAAUUUGUCGCCAUCUAAAUCGACACGUCGGGUUAUCAUAAGAUCGGGUGUUGUCUUAGCUCGAGACGGAGGAAUAAUUCAACGGCUUUAUUUGCCUUUUUUCCUUGGAUUUGGUGGUCCAAUUGGAUCUGGAAAUCAGUAUUUUCCAUGGAUUCAUAUUGAUGAUUUAGUUAAUUUGUUUCUCUUUUCGGUGAACAAUGAAAACGUUACCGGAAUUUUAAAUGGCGUCGCUCCUCAAAUCGUCACGAACAAACAGUUUUCCAAAGCCUUAGGAUCAGCCAUGUUUCGUCCUUCCUUUAUGCCUUUACCUGAGAAAGUGGUUGAACUUAUCUUCGGUAAAGAAAGGGCAUCGAUGAUGACCCAAGGUCAGAAAGUGUCACCAAAAAGAGUUGAAAAACUUGGAUUUUCUUACCAAUUUCCUGAUAUAAUUUCCGCUUGUAAAAAUAUUGUCAAAUAGUUUCUCAUGUAAAUCAAAUUUAAUUGUUAUCUUUUAAAACGAUUAGUAGACUCUACAAAUUCAAAUAUGUAGCUGACUAUUAGUUUAACAAUAUUAACUUAUUUUAACGAUUAAUUAAUCGUAACAAUUGAAAA
Messenger RNA from Panonychus citri (citrus red mite), 1239 nucleotides. RefSeq names its product epimerase family protein SDR39U1-like. The record is from RefSeq and is a predicted model, not a curated record. NCBI's taxonomy places the organism in Eukaryota, Metazoa, Arthropoda, Arachnida, Trombidiformes, Tetranychidae. Bases 206 to 1105 code for a protein of 299 amino acids. The transcript is spliced from 3 exons.